This is a messenger RNA of Aethina tumida (small hive beetle), 1057 nucleotides long. Its product is annotated as phosphoglycerate mutase 2-like. Lineage: Eukaryota; Metazoa; Arthropoda; Insecta; Coleoptera; Nitidulidae. The transcript has 2 exons. Gene Ontology annotation, molecular function: intramolecular phosphotransferase activity. The record is from RefSeq and is a predicted model, not a curated record. Bases 127 to 996 code for a protein of 289 amino acids. Gene Ontology annotation, biological process: glycolytic process.
UGAAAUUCAAAAUUAUCACACUAAUAUUAGUAUCAGUCUUCAUUAAUUGACAUAUUCCAAAUGUCGUUCGAAAAUUUCAUAAAUUAUCAGCUUAUACUGCUCAUAUCUGCAUAGCUUAAAGCUAAAAUGGCUGCUUGUUGCAAAUGUAAAGGUAAAGGAAGGAAGGAUGGGAAGGAGGAUACAAAAGCAGAACCUUGUCCGCCACCUAAACCUGAAGAGCCAAAAGAAUUGGAAGGAUUUAAAGUGAUUAUGGUCAGACACGGCGAAUCUGAAUGGAACCAGAAAAACUUAUUUUGUGGUUGGGUAGAUGUAGAUUUAAGUGACAGGGGAAGAGAGGAGGCAGUAAGUGCGGGUAAAGCUUUAAAAAAAGAAUGUAGAAAAUUUGAUGUUGCCUAUACUUCCGUUCUGAGGAGAGCACAUCAAACUCUGGAUGGCAUUUUACAGGAGUUAAGACAAACAGAUAUACCUAUAAUAAAGAAUUGGCGGUUAAAUGAAAGACAUUAUGGUGGACUUACUGGUUUGAAUAAAAAGGAAACCGCUGAAAAAUACGGAGCCGAGCAGGUUCAAAUAUGGAGGAGGAGUUUUGAUACUCCUCCACCGCCUAUGAAAUGUGAUCAUCCAUAUUUUAUGCAAAUAAGGACUGACCCUAUAUACAAAGAUGGUCCAUCGCAAGAGGAGUUUCCCAAAUAUGAAUCGUUAAAAUUAACCAUCCAAAGAACUUUACCAUAUUGGAAUGAUACUAUUGUGCCAGAUAUCAAAUCUGGUAAAAAAGUCCUCAUUGUUGCACAUGGCAACAGUCUUAGAGGUAUAGUAAAAACAUUGGAUGACAUGUCUAAUGAAGCCAUCAUGGAACUUAAUCUACCCACUGGAAUACCAUUUGAAUAUACAUUGGAUCAAUGCAUGAAACCUGUACCUGGAGGAAGUAUGAGAUUUUUGGGUGAUCCUGAAACUGUGCAAAAAGCCAUGGAUGAAGUGAAAAACCAGAUUAAGAAAUAAGCAAACAUUUUGAGUCUUUAAGUUAUGUGUGAACAAAAUAAAGCAGAUAAAAGUGACUAAA